Messenger RNA from Lagenorhynchus albirostris (white-beaked dolphin), 1065 nucleotides. It is a transcript of the gene OPCML, whose product is annotated as opioid binding protein/cell adhesion molecule like. Gene Ontology annotation, cellular component: neuron projection. The transcript has 8 exons. The record is from RefSeq and is a predicted model, not a curated record. NCBI's taxonomy places the organism in Eukaryota, Metazoa, Chordata, Mammalia, Artiodactyla, Delphinidae. Bases 1 to 1065 code for a protein of 354 amino acids.
AUGGGGGUCUGUGGGUACCUGUUCCUGCCCUGGAAGUGCCUCGUGGUCGUGUCUCUCAGGCUGCUGUUCCUUGUACCCACAGGAGUGCCCGUGCGCAGCGGAGAUGCCACCUUCCCCAAAGCGAUGGACAACGUGACGGUCCGGCAGGGGGAGAGCGCCACCCUCAGGUGUACCAUAGAUGACCGGGUCACCCGGGUGGCCUGGCUGAACCGUAGCACCAUCCUCUACGCCGGGAACGACAAGUGGUCCAUAGACCCUCGUGUGAUCAUCCUGGUUAACACGCCAACCCAGUACAGCAUCAUGAUCCAGAACGUGGACGUGUACGACGAGGGCCCGUACACCUGCUCCGUGCAGACGGACAACCACCCCAAGACCUCCCGGGUGCACCUCAUCGUGCAAGUUCCUCCCCAGAUCAUGAAUAUCUCCUCAGACGUCACCGUGAAUGAGGGGAGUAGUGUGACCCUGCUGUGUCUUGCUAUCGGCAGACCUGAACCAACGGUGACAUGGAGACACCUGUCAGUCAAGGACGGCCAGGGCUUUGUGAGUGAGGACGAAUACCUGGAAAUCUCUGACAUCAAACGUGACCAGUCUGGGGAGUAUGAAUGCAGCGCCUUGAACGAUGUUGCUGCCCCUGAUGUGCGGAAAGUAAAAAUCACUGUCAACUACCCUCCCUACAUCUCCAAAGCCAGGAACACGGGUGUCUCUGUGGGCCAGAAGGGCAUCCUGAGCUGUGAAGCCUCUGCAGUGCCCAUGGCUGAGUUCCAGUGGUUCAAGGAAGAUACCAGGCUGGCCACCGGCCUGGACGGCCUGAGGAUUGAGAACAGAGGCCACAUAUCCACACUGACCUUCUUCAACGUCUCAGAGAAGGAUUAUGGGAACUAUACUUGUGUGGCCACGAACAAGCUUGGGAAUACCAACGCCAGCAUCACACUGUAUGAACUAAGCCCCUCAUCAGCAGUGGCAGGGCCUGGAGCUGUCAUUGAUGGUGUAAACUCGGCCUCUAGAGCACUGGCUUGCCUCUGGCUAUCAGGGACCCUCUUUGCCCACUUCUUCAUCAAGUUUUGA